CUCCAAUUUUCAGUGUUAUGGCAUGGGGAAUUCACUAUAUUGAAUCUUCGGCAACAUUUUUGAUCACAAAAUGAGAGAAGACGGUCUAAAUAUCUUACAUAUCUCGCCUCCUAACUCACCAGCCCAAGUUCUCAUGGCUGACAGUAUGGAUGUUAAUAGUGAAGUAACAGUUAAGACAUGUUCUCGAUGCAAGGAGUAUGAUGCAGUCCACACACUGCUGACAAUGGGACAGAGAUCACCCAAACACGUUGGGUCACAACUUCUGGAUCAAGUCUCCUGGCCACCAAUGGAAGCAAGUACAGUGCUGCCACCAUCACCCCCUUCCUCCCCACGAGAAGAUGAUGAAACCAAAAUAGGAAGGGAUUCUAAACUUGCUCAGUUACUGAUGGGUAAAACUGUUGUACCCCCAUCCGACUUGGCAGCAUCAAAAUUGGUGGACAUGACACCGCCACCAUCCGAAUGUGACAGCGUUGAAUCCAUGGAUCACUUGGACUGUCCGUCGGGAUCAGAGGAUACAUCACCGCCGACAACAAGUAUACCUGUCUCCGUCAUUGUGUCUCGGCCAUCAUCUCACACAUCAGGCAUUGUUCCUUUGACGAGCAUCGUGUCUCCAGCUGUCAGCGGGACGACGUUUCAUCCUCCCUCACAGAACAAGGACUCUAUUAUAACAACUUCAGCACAAGUUCCAUGCAAACUCGCACUGUCCCGGGAGCCUCGGGCUUCAAGGCUGAUUUCAAGCAGCCUGCCAUCUUCACCUGUUUCCAGGGCGUCCCCAGGGGUGCUAAGCCAGAGAGACAUGCAGAUCGCUACUGACAGUGACACAAGUAGAUGGUGUAUGACUCAACCUGUCAAAGUUCAGCCAGGUCCUGUUGCUAGUGUUCAAACACCUGGUCAACAAAGUCUGCCGCUUGUUUGUAUGAAUGGUGCAUUAUAUCCAGUUCAGCAGCCACAAAUACUACAGGUUUUUAUCAUGAACAGUUCACAAGCAAAUCAAAUUCAGUGUGGGAAUGUCGAUAAACUUUGUCCUAUUGCUCCAGCACCUGCGACGUCAAGUGACCACUCACCAGCAAAAUUAUCUGCCAGUGGCCAAGACACUAAACGGCGACGAAAAUACCUGUGUACUUUCAAAGACUGUGACAAAACAUACUUUAAAAGUUCUCAUUUAAAAGCUCACAUUCGCACACACACAGGUGAAAAGCCUUUUUUAUGUGAUUGGGAAAACUGUGACCGGAAAUUUGCCAGAUCAGAUGAACUAUCUCGACACAAGCGCACUCACACCGGUGAAAAGAAAUUCUGUUGUCAGGUUUGUGACAAAAAGUUCAUGCGAAGUGACCAUUUAGCUAAACAUACAAAGCGUCACACUCAUGAAAAAUGGAUGCCACAGUGGCAAGUGGACUUGAACAGACAUAACAAUACUGCCGAGAUUGCAUUCAAACAUCAGCGGAUACUGCCUUAUCAGACCAUGGUUGUGCCUGCGGCAUCGCAAUAAACUUUAUAUCAGUGUAUAUUUUUAGUACAUAUAAUGGCAGUGAUUGAAACUCAUUUGACAGUUGAUAGAGAUACUGAUAGUGGUUCUCACCUCUACUGACUCUAGUCUUCAUUCCGACCUUUUAAACUACCCUGGAUUUCAGAUUGAAUCAGUUAAAAACAACAUCCUAUUCAGACAGUACCAUUUUAUGUAAAAUUUCAUGAUAUACAUUGUAUGUAGUAGAUGAUUCAGUGGGUUUCAUUAUCAUUUUCAUUUAUGUGACUGAUUGUUCAGUGUUCAGUGUUAUAUUGUUACAUGUCAUAUUAUUUCUGAUCGUGUUGUGGUGAGCUCGAAAAUUCAAAGUACUGAAACUAGUAAUAACCCUGAAAUCAAAUUUGUGUUUGAAUAAGAUCAUGGGCAAGGUCAGAUUUGUACAGUCAUUGGUAAUUAUGAUGUAUUUGAUUGUGCAAACAUUUAUAGAAUAAUGAGAUGCAAUCAAUUUUUUAGAUCAUGAAUUUGUGCCUGUCCAUGUUAGUUCCUCACUGUAUCAAAGUGGGGACUUUUUUCGCAUGAUUUCUUGAUGUCAAGAUCAAGAUGGAAAUUUUGAAAAAUAUUUUUAAUUCGUAAACAAUACAUAGCUUUUGAAUGAUGUGAUGUCACAUAUACAUGUAUGUGUUAAUUUUCUCAAGUUCAAAGGUAAAAUAUCUUAAAAUAAUAAUCAGGGUUUUUCAUUGCCAUUAUUAUCAUGGCCUAUUUUGUACUGCUCUCAUUGUACAUUGGAUUUAUUAUGUGAUAUUUAUUUGUAAAAAAAGAAAACAUUGCCUAUGAAAACCAGAAUAAUCAAGAAGAACAAUAUUGUA
Lineus longissimus is the source of this 2328-nucleotide messenger RNA. Its product is annotated as Krueppel-like factor 11. NCBI's taxonomy places the organism in Eukaryota, Metazoa, Nemertea, Pilidiophora, Heteronemertea, Lineidae. The transcript is spliced from 3 exons. Gene Ontology annotation, biological process: regulation of transcription by RNA polymerase II. The coding region runs from base 71 to 1489 and encodes 472 amino acids. The record is from RefSeq and is a predicted model, not a curated record. Gene Ontology annotation, molecular function: DNA-binding transcription factor activity, RNA polymerase II-specific; RNA polymerase II cis-regulatory region sequence-specific DNA binding.